UACAAAAUUUACUUUGUUUAUCUAUUCACAAAUAUUGCAUCUUAAUCUUUAGUGAGACCGGAAAUACAUGAGAUAGUUUGAAGAAUGACAGCAAAAAAAGUGGUACAGUUUAUUUUAAAAGACAUUCCCGAAUUACAACGGAAAAAUGUGUCCAUCAAAGAUGUUAAACGAGUUGAAGGAAAGAUUAAAGCAUUAGUCUCAGGUGGUUUUAAACAAUUACAAAUCGUUUCAGAUUUUGAUGAAACAUUGACGAAACAACGGAGUGAUGACAACAAAAAAUUACUCACAAGUUUUGGAUUAUUAUAUGCAUGCCCAUCUGUACCUGAAAACUAUAAAAUAGAAUCCCAAAAAUUAUAUAACACGUAUCGACCUUUUGAAUUGGAUGAAACUAUUAAUAAAACGAAAAAAUCAGAAAUUAUGCUUAAAUGGUGGGAAGCAAAAAAUCAAAUACUAAGAAACUUUCGAUUACCACCAGAAGAAUUAGAAACAGUUGCGAAGUCAAACAUAAUCUUAAGAGAUGGUGUUUUAGAAAUGUUUAGAAGUACCUAUGAAAAUAAUGUACCGGUUUUAAUAUUUUCCGCUGGAUUAGGCAAUUCAAUAAAUGCGGUUUUAAAGAAAAAUGAAAUUGACUUUCCAAAUGUUAAGAUAAUAUCAAAUUUUUUGAAUUAUGGUCAAAAUGAUAUGCUGGAAGGUAUUCAACAACCGAUAAUUCAUACUUUAAACAAAAAUGAACAAGCUUUACAUGGAACGGAAUAUUAUGAUUUAGUUAAAUCACGGGGUAACAUUAUUUUAAUGGGAGAUACACUUAGUGAUAUUGGCAUGUCAACGGGAGUACCAAAUGCUCAAGAAAUAUUAAAAAUUGGAUUCGUUUACCAAAAGGAUGACGAAACACUUGAAAAAUAUAGGAAUGCAUUCGAUAUUAUUUUAAUUGACGAUCAAACAAUAAAAAGUGAAAUGGUAAGUCAAAAACUCAGAAGUACAGAAUCCAUUUUAAAAAGCAGUGAUGCUCAAUAUGUUUACCGCUCCACUGUGUCAAUGAUGUCUACUAAAUUUUUAUUAAAUAAAAUUCCAGAGUUAAAAGCAUCACAUGUAAUAAUUAAAAAUCCAGAAGUGGUUGAAAAAAAAAUUCAAGCUUUAAUUGAUGGUGGCUUAAAAAGAUUACAAAUAGUUUCUGAUUUCGAUAGAACUUUAACAAGGCAAAGAAAUGAAGAUGACACAACACCUCUUACAAGUUUCGGACUUUUACAUCUAUGUCCUUCGUUCCCCGAAAGCUCAAAAAUUGAAGCUGUAAAAUUGUAUAAAAAGUAUAGACCAUGUGAGUUGGAUGAAACUUUAAGCCGAAAAGAAAAAUGCGAUAUUAUGUUAAAAUGGUGGACUGAAGAAGAAAAUUUGCUUAGAGGCUUUCGUUUACCUCCUGAAGAAUUUGAAGAAACCGCUAAGCAUUCACACACACAUUUAAGAGAUGGUGCUUUAGAAAUGCUUAAAUUGAUGAACAGUUAUAAUGUUCCCGUUUUAAUAUUUUCUGCGGGUAUAGGCAAUUCAAUCGAGGCAGUACUUAAAGUAAAUAAUAUUAAUUUCCCUAAUGUAAAAAUUGUAUCCAAUUUUUUAAAAUUCAAAGACGGGGACAUACUGGAUGGAAUGACACGUCCAAUGAUUCAUAUUCUAAAUAAAAAUGAGCAAGCUAUUCAUGAAACAGAAUAUUUUGAUUUGGUUCGUGAUAGAGAUAAUGUUAUAUUAAUGGGAGAUGCGAUCGGUGACUCAGAAAUGUCAGAAGGUGUUCCCCACAAUACAGUUCUUAAAAUUGGAUUUGUGUAUGAAGAGGCUGACCAAGUUCUUUCAAUUUUUUGUGAUUCAUUCGAUAUCGUAUUAGUAGAUGAUCAAACUAUGAAUAUACCUUCGACAAUCUUAGAAUUAAUUUCUAAAAAUAUUUAAUA
Messenger RNA from Chrysoperla carnea, 1934 nucleotides. RefSeq lists its product as uncharacterized. Gene Ontology annotation, cellular component: cytoplasm. Bases 85 to 1932 code for a protein of 615 amino acids. The transcript has 12 exons. NCBI's taxonomy places the organism in Eukaryota, Metazoa, Arthropoda, Insecta, Neuroptera, Chrysopidae. The record is from RefSeq and is a predicted model, not a curated record. Gene Ontology annotation, molecular function: 5'-nucleotidase activity; magnesium ion binding.